CUCCAUCCCCUGUUCUCCGAAAUGGGGAUGCUGGUCAAGGAGGGUGAUGAGAUCGAAUGGAAGGAGACAGCCCGAUGGAUUAAGUUCGAGGAGGAUGUGGAGGAGGGUGGCAAUCGAUGGUCAAAGCCCCAUGUGGCCACACUCUCGCUGCACUCGCUCUUCGAGCUGCGCCGCCUGCUGGUCAAUGGAAGUGUGAUGCUGGACAUGGAAGCGGAUAAUCUAGAGGUGAUGGCCGAUUUGGUCUGUGACCAGAUGGUCAGUGCGGGAACUCUCCCCAGGGUCAAGGAUCGGGUAAAGGAUGCCCUCCUGCGACGCCAUCGGCAUCAGCACGAAUAUGCCAAGAAGACGCGACUACCGAUCAUCAGAUCCUUGGCCGAUAUGCGCAAUCAGUCGUCAUCGAAAAACCUGGGCAAGAGCAGUCCACUGCACUCACUGCAUGGCUCAUCGACUGGCCUGGAUCCCACUGGAGGUCACCACCAGACAUCAUCCCUCUACGUGUCGAGUAAGGAUCAGCGUGGUUGUUAUCUCGCUGUUCCCACAGAGGACAUGGUCAAGAGUCCCAGCAAUCAGUCCAUGGCCAGGCCAGGAAGCGGCACCGAGCUGAACGGCCAGCACAAGGGGAAUACCCAUUUUAUGCGCAAGAUACCGCCAGGAGCGGAGGCCAGUAACAUCCUUGUAGGCGAGGUGGACUUCCUGGAGCGAACACUCUCCUGCUUCAUCCGCCUGAGCACGGCGGCGCUCAUGGGCGAUCUCACCGAGGUGCCAGUGCCCACCAGAUUCAUCUUCAUCCUGCUUGGCCCAGGCAGUCAGAGCAACUUCCAUGAGAUUGGCCGUGCCAUGGCCACCCUAAUGUCCGAUGAGAUCUUCCACGAGGUGGCCUACCGUGCGAGGAAGCGGGAUCACCUGCUGGCCGGUGUGGAUGAGUUCCUGGAUGCUGUCACUGUGCUGCCGCCCGGCGAAUGGGAUCCCACCAUUCGUAUUGAGCCACCGGCUGCCAUUCCCUCCCAGGAGGUGCGUAAGCGACCACCAGAGUUGCCCAAAGAGGAGGUGGACGAGGAGGAGGAGGAGCAGCGUUUGAGGGAGGAGUCCGGUUUGUCCCGGACAGGUCGUCUCUUUGGCGGUCUCAUCAAUGAUGUUAAACGGAAGGUGCCCUGGUACAUUAGGGACUACAAGGAUGCGUUGUCCAUGCAAUGCGUUGCCUCCUGGAUCUUCCUGUAUUUCGCCUGCCUCUCCCCGAUCAUUACGUUCGGAGGUCUCCUGGCGGAGGCCACUGGCAAAAACAUGGCUGCUAUGGAGUCUCUGGUGUCCGGGUUCGUCUGUGGCAUGGGGUAUGGCUUCUUUUCGGGCCAGCCGCUGACAAUUCUCGGGUCCACCGGUCCAGUACUGGUCUUUGAGUCAAUUAUCUAUGAGUUCUGCCUGAAGAUGGGCUGGGAAUAUAUGACUUUCCGGUUCUGGAUCGGCAUGUGGGUCGCCGGCAUUUGCAUCGUCCUGGUCGCGAUUGAUGCCAGUGCCCUUGUUUGCUACAUAACCCGCUUCACCGAGGAGAACUUUGCCACAUUAAUUGCCUUCAUUUUCAUCUACAAGGCCAUUGAGAAUGUGGUCGUUAUUGGAAAGAACUUUCCGGUUAAUCAGGGGAUAUAUGACUGUGUCUGUACCCCGCCAAUUGGGAGCAAUGCCAGUGUGGUGGAUUAUGCCAAGUAUAAUUGGGAUUAUUGUGAGUCCUACAACGGCACCCUGGUUGGCGGAGAUUGCGGAACGCCACCCACCGAGAACGUCUUCCUGAUGUCGGUGGUUCUCUGCACCGGCACCUUCAUAAUCUCCACCAUCCUAAAGGAUUUCAAGAACGCCCUGUUCUUCCCCUCCAUUGUCCGGCAGUAUAUUAGUGACUUUUCCGUGCUGAUCGCAAUCUUUGCCAUGAGCUUCUUUGACUAUUCCUUGGGAGUGCCCACCCAGAAGCUGGAGGUUCCCAAUGAGCUGAAGCCCACGCUGAGCACCCGUGGCUGGCUAAUCCCACCGUUCUCGGAGAAGAAUCCCUGGUGGUCACCAAUCAUUGCCGUCUUUCCUGCCCUGCUUGGAACGAUCCUGAUCUUUAUGGAUCAACAAAUCACUGCGGUUAUUGUGAAUCGUAAGGAGAACAAGCUAAAGAAGGGCUGCGGUUACCAUCUAGAUCUGUUUAUCCUGUCCAUUCUGAUUGCCAUUUGCAGUUUAAUGGGUCUGCCUUGGUUCGUGGCUGCCACUGUGCUGAGCAUUAAUCACGUGAACUCACUGAAGCUGGAAUCUGAGUGCUCGGCUCCUGGCGAGAAGCCACAGUUCCUGGGUGUGCGCGAGCAGCGGGUAACCCACAUCCUGAUCUUCCUGACCAUUGGUGUUUCGGUGCUCUUGACCCCGCUGCUCGGUCACAUUCCCAUGCCGGUUCUAUUCGGUGUCUUUCUGUAUAUGGGAGUGGCCUCGCUCAAGGGUUUGCAGUUCUUUGAUCGCAUACUAAUCAUGUUCAUGCCGGCCAAGUACCAACCGGAUUAUAUGUUCCUGCGACAGGUUCCCAUCAAACGUGUCCACUUGUUCACCAUCAUUCAGCUGGCCUGUCUUAUUAUUCUCUGGCUGAUCAAGUCCUUCUCCCAGACCUCCAUCCUGUUCCCCCUGAUGUUGGUGGUGAUGAUUGGCAUUCGUAAGGCCCUGGAUUUGGUAUUUACUCGUCGCGAGCUUAAGAUCCUGGAUGACAUAAUGCCGGAGAUGACGAAGAGAGCGGCGGCAGAUGAUCUGCACAAACUGGACGCUGAGGACAAUCACCAUCAGCAUCCCCCGGGAGCUGGUACUGGGACAAACUACAAUGCCAAUCAAUCGGGUCCAACCACCAUUCACAUUCCCCUUUCGGGAAAUAAGCCCGGCAGCGGUAACAGCAACAAUGGACCCACAGUGAACAUUCCCCAGGAUCGAUCUACAGUCUGGCAACAGAUCAGCAAGGAUGGCAAUGGCAUCUCGGAUCAAUUGAUUAUUCCUGUCACCGUUAAAGUUCGUCAAAUCAAUGGCAAUCAUGCGCCCCCGAAUGCCACUCUUUCGCCACGCCUAUCGCCCAUGCACGAGGCGGAUGAGUACAGUGAAGCCAUGACGAAUCCUGCAGGAGCACAGCUGCAGCAGCCACAACAAAUCAGCAAUUGCAAGGAGGCGGCUGCCAGGCUAGAGGGAUCCUCCUCCUCCAUGGUCAACAACCAGGUGCCGGGUCCAGCCAACAUAACGCCAGUUUAAAAAGGAUUCACAGGAUGAACAAAAGCAUAAAAAAAGAACCCACGCACAAAACACACACAUCUAUAUAUAUUUGUAGUUGGUCAUUCACAGCCGCCGUAUCAUAAUCUCUAUUUACUAUAAUCUCUAAUACCGUAGAAGUUUUUCCAAAGGACGUUUUUUAGCUGUGCCAGUAGAGGGUUGUUUGCAUUUGAGUUUUUUUGGGGGCUCAGGUACCAGUUAUAUACAAGUAUUACUUAUUUUAUAAAACAACAAACAACCAAAACCAUUCCAAAUAUAUACACUUUUGAAACGAAUUUUAUAGUGUCAAUUCCGCAGACAAAGACUAGAGUAGCAAGGAGAAGCCACAGAACAGAAUCUCCAUCGGUACUCCGAUGUUUUUCCACCUACACAUUUUCCUACUAUUCCCAGACUUUGACUUGGUUAGCUAUAUGUGGGGUUUUAUUAAACUGUGAUCUGAUGGUAUAUA
Drosophila serrata is the source of this 3709-nucleotide messenger RNA. RefSeq names its product Na[+]-driven anion exchanger 1 (gene Ndae1). The record is from RefSeq and is a predicted model, not a curated record. Lineage: Eukaryota; Metazoa; Arthropoda; Insecta; Diptera; Drosophilidae. Gene Ontology annotation, molecular function: solute:inorganic anion antiporter activity; sodium:bicarbonate symporter activity; monoatomic anion transmembrane transporter activity. Gene Ontology annotation, cellular component: plasma membrane. Gene Ontology annotation, biological process: bicarbonate transport; monoatomic anion transport; transmembrane transport.